CUCAUUCCCUGGUAUAUAUCUCUUCUAGUAUCUGAAAGUACAAAGCAAAAAGCGAGCUGAGCGAGCUUAUCCACGAUUUUAACCAGCCAAGAUAUGCCUGCCCCAGAUAAGAAACCAAAGACCCUUUAUGACAAGAUCUUUCAGGACCAUAUUGUGAAAGAGCAGGAAGACGGAACAAUUUUGCUCUAUAUUGAUAGGCAUCUUGUCCACGAAGUCACGUCACCUCAAGCGUUUGAAGGCCUAAAAAAUGCUGGACGGAAAGUACGGAGGCCAGAUUGUACUCUGGCCACGGUAGAUCACAACAUCCCCACCACAUCUCGCAAGACCUUUAAAAAUGUCGAAAAUUUCGUUCAAGAGGCUGACUCGCGACUACAAUGUAUGACCCUUGAGGAAAAUGUGAAGGAUUUCGGGCUCACAUACUUUGGAUUGGGAGAUAAGAGACAGGGAAUUGUGCAUGUCAUCGGGCCGGAACAAGGAUUCACUCUUCCUGGCACAACUGUCGUCUGUGGUGAUUCCCACACAUCGACACAUGGCGCUUUUGGCGCCUUGGCAUUUGGAAUUGGCACCAGCGAAGUCGAACAUGUGUUAGCCACGCAGACCCUCAUCACCAAGCGCAGCAAAAACAUGCGUGUUCAGGUUGAUGGUGAGCUUCCACCCGGUGUUAGUAGCAAGGAUAUAAUUCUCCACGUGAUUGGUGUGAUCGGAACUGCUGGUGGCAAUGGGGCUGUCAUUGAAUUUUGCGGUUCAGCGAUCAGAGGUCUUAGCAUGGAGGCACGUAUGUCCAUUUGUAACAUGAGUAUCGAAGCUGGUGCGCGGGCUGGCAUGGUUGCACCGGAUGAAAUUACUUUGGAAUACUUGAAGGGAAAGCCCUUGGCGCCAAAGUAUGAUAGUCCUGAGUGGAAGAAGGCCGUGAAGUAUUGGUCCAGCUUGAAGUCUGAUGUGGGUGCUAUAUAUGAUAAGGAGGUUUUCAUCGACACGAAGGAUAUCGUCCCAAACGUGUCUUGGGGUACGUCCCCGCAAGAUGUCGUGCCAAUCACUGGAGUUGUUCCCGGUCCAGAUGAUUUUACGGAUGAAGAUAAGAAGACGAGUGCAAGGCGCGCAUUGGAAUACAUGGGACUCACCCCCGGGACACCAAUGCAAGAUAUCGUCAUCGACAAGGUAUUCAUCGGAUCCUGUACCAACUCCCGUAUGGAAGAUCUGCGUGCGGCUGCCCACAUUGUUCAGGGCAAGAGGGUAGCCGCCAACAUCAAGCGGGCAAUGAUUGUCCCAGGCUCUGGUCUGGUCAAACAACAAGCAGAGGCUGAGGGCCUUGACAAAAUCUUCACUGAUGCUGGGUUUGAAUGGAGAGAAGCUGGUUGUUCGAUGUGUCUCGGCAUGAACCCAGAUAUUCUCUCUCCCCGUGAACGAUGUGCGAGUACAUCUAACCGAAAUUUCGAAGGUCGACAAGGGGCGUAUGGGCGGACCCAUCUUAUGUCCCCCGUGAUGGCCGCUGCAGCUGCCAUUGUCGGCAAGCUUGCUGAUGUCCGAACAAUUGAUACUGCCCAUAUAUUGACUCAAAAGAGAGGCUUACCAAAUGUUGAUAUCGAGGCCAUCGUUGACGAGAUGGAUACUGAGGAGGACUUGGAGCGCAUCCUUGACGUCCCUGAAGACGAUGAACCGCACACUAAUAGCUCUACACGCCAUACCUCAGCUGGUCUGCCAAAGUUUACCAUUCUCAAAGGUGUUGCGGCUCCACUGGACCGCGCAAAUGUGGACACAGAUGCCAUCAUCCCCAAACAAUUCCUCAAAACCAUCAAGCGUACCGGUCUAGGAAGCGCCCUCUUCUACUCCUUAAGAUUUGACGAAGCCGGUGCCGAGAGGCCUGAUUUCAUCCUCAACCGAGAACCAUACCGCCAUGCCAAGAUCCUCGUCGCAGGCGUGAACUUUGGGUGCGGUAGCUCCCGGGAGCAUGCUCCAUGGGCGCUCCUCGAUUUCGGUAUAAAAUGCAUAAUCGCUCCCUCAUACGCUGACAUUUUCUUCAACAACACAUUCAAAAACGGUAUGCUGCCCAUUGCCAUCACCGAUGACGCCGUGUACAGAAAAAUAUACGCGGAAGCGCUGGCUGGCCACGAGCUAGAAGUCGACCUCCCCAAUCAACGUAUCAGUGACGCCUCGGGAAAAAAGCUGGCGGACUUCGAUGUUGAGCAAUUCAGAAAGCAUUGCCUUGUUAAUGGUCUGGAUGAUAUUGGUCUCACGAUGCAGAUGGAGGAGGAUAUAAAGAAGUUUGAGAUUGCUCGGUCACUGGAAACGCCAUGGUUGGAUGGGACGGGAUAUUUGAAGCGGGGAGAUCUGAGGAAGGCGCCAUUAAUGGUCCCAACUGCUGCUGUAGCAAAUACAAAGGAUGGUGAAGUAAAUCAGGGCCAAAUGGAGUGGUGAGGGGAAUUUCCACUGUGAAGUGUGGAGGUUCUUUUAGCUUCCUUAGACCAAUUUCUUUUAUAAAACAAGGGCGAUCAAUGGUGGUCAAGAGAUUUGUUCUACCCUUGAUCAUAUUCGUCUGUUUUUGGUUUUCCAGGAUAUCAUGCAACAUAACCAUGACAAGCAUGUUCGUUGUUAAUAAGUUAAUAUUAUUGCGUUUUCGGCUCUGUCCAUGCAUCUCAGAAGGAGGAAAAAGUUAGUAAAAGGUGGGGUUUGAUCAAUUCCUCAAGCAAUUUUUUAUCCCUAAUUGAAUGGCAAUUCUGGUCCUUUUUUGU
Molecule: messenger RNA, 2729 nt
Organism: Histoplasma capsulatum G186AR
Lineage: Eukaryota; Fungi; Ascomycota; Eurotiomycetes; Onygenales; Ajellomycetaceae
Product: 3-isopropylmalate dehydratase
Exons: 4
Coding region: 94-2415 (773 amino acids)
Biological process (GO): L-leucine biosynthetic process
Cellular component (GO): 3-isopropylmalate dehydratase complex
Molecular function (GO): 3-isopropylmalate dehydratase activity; 4 iron, 4 sulfur cluster binding
Source: RefSeq, a predicted model, not a curated record